AGAGAAUUUAAAUUGCUGGAUGGAACCGCGGCCUUCCGUUGAAAAGAAAAACAAUUAAAGGCGCGGUAACAAAGCAAAGACAUCACUUCCGCGUUUGGAAUAGCAAUGGCUUCUCCGUGUGUAGUGAAGGAUUCAGCGGGCGAGUACUUUUGUAUUUUUGAACAAGCUUGUGAAGCAUACCUGAACAGACUCUGGCCUGACUGGAAGACAAGUGAUCGAACAUACAUGUUCCCUCCAGCUUUCCCCUUUCGCUACACAGCUCCGACUGGUGCCGCAUCUGGUGCUGUUGGAAUAAGCAAGUCUGAGGAACUCGACAUCAAGGGCGAUUCUGCCGAGUUGCUGAUCUUUCGGUCCCUCGAUAAGUAUGGGAGAGAAACGAAUCAGCCAAUGGUCGUUAUCACAAAAUUUGAAUUUCAAGAAUUCAUAGACGAAGUUCUCCUACAAAACCUCCCAGGCGAUUAUGUUCAAUCUUUGUUUGCCGAUCUCAGCCAAACGGAUCUCUCUCGAGAAAUCGAUUUUCUCGUUUUUCACCGGCGUAUUGGUGUCAUUCUCAUUGAAGUAAAAGCAACAGAGAAGUUCAAAACCAAUCGAUAUCUUGAUGCGAAGAGACAACUUCAAGUUGGAGAAAAAUUCGUUCAAGCGCUCAUGAAAGCAAAGGGAAUAGACGUCCCUGUUUACAAAGUCGUUGCAAUGCCAAAUGUAAUCGACGAGGGUCGCAGUGUUAAAGAUUACAUUGAUCUCCGAAAGAUUCAUCUAGGUACAAAAGAUGAUGGUGAGGAUGACAAUUUACAACAUUUCGAGCUGUGGUGGAAAGAUCAUUUCACCAAGAUGUCUUUCGAGCAAGACGCGGAAAAGCUCUUGAGCCUGAUUUCCAUAUUUGUGGGUCAGAGAGCUGCAAUAAGCGCCACAACCCAAAUACUUAGUGCAGUGUUUAAAACCAUUGAUGAGCAAAGUUUUCUUGAAAAAAGCUACAAAAAAAUGACAAGAAAGGGAGCUUGUGGAUCUCCUGUGGUGGUAAGGCCAACUGAUACGACCGGUCUGAGCAUUCUGGCGAAACAGUUUAUGUUCUUAAACAUAGAGCAACUAGGGAUUUGGGAGGGACCGUUACACCAGUUCUUUUGCGGCGCCCCAGGAAGUGGGAAAACGAUUUUACUCCAACACAAAGCGUUGGAAUGUGCGAAGAAGAAUGAAAAGGUGCUUAUACUUGUGCCGCCACCACUUGAUAAGCUCUACAAUGAAUUCUUCACAAGAAACGAGAUUAUCAACGGAAUUAUUACAAUCGUAACAUAUGACAACCUAAGUGAUUUUCUCUCUAUGGCCCCGGAAGUACCAAUUAAUCUGUUCCAUAUCUUUGCUGAUGAAUUUCAAAUACUGCUUAACACGAAUGAAACCUUACUGGGCUCGUUCAGAGAAUUCUUGGUCCGUUAUCAAAGCAGUCUCUUCUAUCAGUGGAUUACUUAUGACGUCAAUCAGUUGUUAUUGGUGAAUGAGGUGUUUGGAAUGAAACGAACCAAAGUGAAUAUUUCAAGCUUUCUCACCGAGCUCUGUGAAAGGCAAAACUUUAUUCAUGCAUCGAGCCUCAUGACCGUUAUGAGAUGCACCUCAGAAGUUUACGAUUUUCUACAGCGUUUCCUGAAGUUUUCAUUUGGUGAACAGCCAGGCGGAUCUGGAAUCGCCCAGCGGUACUGGCAUCAUCCAGUUCAUCUUGGACACCACGUUUGUGGACCCCAAGUGAUUGUGGAGGGGAAAAUAGGUUAUGGAUCACGUGAAGAACGAUUCGUCGACUGUUCCAAGAUCAUCAAGAACGAGAUCAAUGAAUGGGCAAAGAAAGAGGAUGGAUUCUUGUAUCGUAAAAUCGCUAUCCUGGUGGCUGCUACAGGGUGGAUCGAAGAUCUCUCUCCCUACAUGAUUCAGGAAGGAAUCCCAGUUUGUCGCAUUGGAGACAGAGAAAAUGCAGUCGUUUUGGAUUAUGCAGAUUACGCGCGAUCGUACGAGUGGUCUGUUGUUAUUGCAAUUUGUGGCCACUUGAAAGCCAUGCAGAACUACAUCCCAGCAUCAAGGGCUGUGACCCGAUUACUAGUUCUUUGGUGGAAGUAAUGGCUAACACGACCUGCCCUCUUCGACUUGUGUCCUUUCUAAGAAGGAACAAGGCAUUUGUGUUUAGGUAUUAUUGACUGGCCUGUUACUGAAAAGUCUGUCUUGAUCAAUGUAGAAAACAGUGGACACUUGUAACUUCUGCAAAAAACAAACAAACAAACAAUGAAAGCUCCUAGGGGACAAAUGGAAAUGGAAGUAAUGCAGGGAAUAGAAAUGGAAUGGAAAUGGAAGCGGAAAUGGAAGUAAUGCAGGGAUUUUGCUAUUUAAAAUUUCUCAUUGCUAUUUUAAAGACAACAUUUUGCUUCAUUGUAUUAUUGUAUGCAAAAGUGUAAUAUCUUUUAAUAAUACUUUUUUACAUAUUUUUCAAAAUGGUCUGAGUUACUGCAGUGCUUUACUUUGUGAUUUCUGACACAUCUCUUAAACCAGAAAAUCAGUGCACUGAAUCAGUGAAUUCAUACGUUUGAUUACUAAGCUGACACAUUUCCAAACAUGACCAGGGGCCCCUUUCUCCAAAGUCCUGGUAACUUAUUAAUAUUUAAUAUUAAUGGGAAUAAUUUUGGCAACCUUGUUCCCAGGGUCCUCUCUCUUUGAGGCAGAGAGAGGAUCCUGGGAACAAGGUAGUAAUUUGUGUGAGGGAUGAAUUUUGUUAAAAUUUGUGUGUGAAAUGGGAUCACAAGCCCAUGGAACCUAUGCUCUACACGAAUAUUUUUCAAAAAUUAUUAAAUCAAGAGACUGUUUCCUCAUUUUUGUACCAACUUCCAUCUUUACACCGCAGGUCUGUCACAAGACUUUCAACAUAGAUAACACAGGUCUUGUGAGAGCUAAAGGUACAAACCUCUACCUAGAGGCCCACUGGAGAGCUGUAAUUUAACAAUUAUUCCACAAGCAUGCAUUGGAUGGCGAGAUGAUAGACAGCCGAAAGGCACAUAGUGCCGAGUUGGUUAUGACUGGAAUAAUUCGUAACUAAAAACACCCCCAAAAUAUUGCCAACUAACAUAAAACAGAAAUAAAAAUGCAUCAAAGUAGA
This is a messenger RNA of Orbicella faveolata, 3124 nucleotides long. RefSeq lists its product as uncharacterized. NCBI's taxonomy places the organism in Eukaryota, Metazoa, Cnidaria, Anthozoa, Scleractinia, Merulinidae. The record is from RefSeq and is a predicted model, not a curated record.